Molecule: messenger RNA, 609 nt
Organism: Lachancea thermotolerans CBS 6340
Lineage: Eukaryota; Fungi; Ascomycota; Saccharomycetes; Saccharomycetales; Saccharomycetaceae
Gene: NNF1
Product: MIND complex subunit NNF1
Exons: 1
Coding region: 1-609 (202 amino acids)
Biological process (GO): chromosome segregation
Cellular component (GO): MIS12/MIND type complex
Source: RefSeq, a predicted model, not a curated record
AUGUCAGAGCACGUCAGGAUACGUUACUUGAGGCUCAAUCAGGUCUGCAAGAAGGCGCUCCAACAAUCUGUCAACAAAGUUCACAACUGGGACAAAAUAGUAUCUUGUUUUCCACAGUAUGCCACGGUAGACGAGGGGGCAACGAACCUGGCGAACUGCCAGCGCCAAGUGGUAGAAUUUUGGAUGGAACUGUCUAAGCGAGAGUUUGAGGAAAUAUUCAAAGAAAGAGAUAUUGAAAACAAGCUAAAUGAACUCGAUGACCUUAUUUCGCGGGCGAAAACAAUACAGAGGUCGAUGUGCGAUGAGGGCAGUACGAGAGAGUGCAUUGAUGAGCUCUCACCAGAACAGCUCAUCAGCGGCAACAUGCACGAUACCCGCGUAAACUUGAUGAACCAGCUAGAUGAGAGGCUGGACAAAAUGACCAAUUUAAACAUACAGCUCGAGGAGCAGUUGCAGCAGCUCCAAGCUGAACUUGAGCUAGAAACCGGCGAUAUUCAUGAACUGUACGACAGGCAUCUCGGCGAAGAUAGCAGCCUACAGGACGAGGCACUACAGCAAGGCUUGAAAAACAUGCUGCUCGACAUGCGAAAGGAAGAGCCUUUCGACUAA